UCAAAAUCCAACAUCUGAUUCGAGGGUGAGCGUAUUCUUAUCAGAAGGGUUACGCAGCGAAUUCGAAUGUGAAACAUAUCAGGCCUCAGAUUGUCCCUCUAAAACGGUGCCUCGAUUGCGUUCGAUAGCCAGCCCCAAUUCAGUCUCGAACCAGUCGUUGCUCAAGAUAAUUCGAAAUGCCCAUCACUCUGUACUACGCACCGUGGAGCCCUCCAGCCCGGGCGAUUCUGCUUCUUAUCAAAGAGCUUGGAUUGAAUGUUGAGCUGAAAAAAGUUGACGUCAUGGGUGGGGAGACGAGGACCGAAGAGUUUUUGAAGAUGAACCCUCAGCACACUAUUCCGACGCUGGAUGACAACGGUUUCUGCCUGUGGGAAUCCCGAGCAAUCUUGGCCUAUCUAGUGGAAGCCUAUUUCAACGGCCAUAAUCUGUACCCAACAAUUCCACGGGAACGGGCCAACAUCAACCGGGUGCUGCACCACGAUCUAACCUCGUUUUACGAAAAUACCAUCCGCCAAAUUGUCCCGAUUCUGAGACGCGAAACGACGGUCUUCAGCGAAGAAAUGAAAAGCUCCAUACAUGAGGCGCUCAAGAAGCUGGAACUAUUUCUGGUACGGAACGAUUGGUUCGCGGGAGAAAAUCUCACCAUAGCGGACAUUUCACUGGUGCCAACAAUUGCUGCCCUGGUGAGCUUUGGAAUCAAUUUGUCCAGCUAUCCGAGGUUGGCCGAAUGGUUCAAGAACUGCAAAGUUCUAAAGGGUUUUGAGGACGACCAGGUAUUUGCUCAAGAGAUAGCGGGAUACUUCAAGACGUUGGUCACCGAAGGCCUGUAGAGGAAUUCGUUCAGAAAAAAACAGGGUUGUCAUUACAUAAACAAUCGCACAGUUAUGGUUAUCAGAUGUCGCGUGUUUUGGAACGUAGCUCAUGUGUCAUGUGCCGAUAGGCCCCGAUUAAUCUGUUCAAAGGUGAGCAGUUAUCUUGGACGAUUGCCAAUUGAUCAGUGAAACAAUAAUGUAGAUGUGUUUGUGUGUAAAUAAAGAAAAAACCAU
Molecule: messenger RNA, 1046 nt
Organism: Uranotaenia lowii
Lineage: Eukaryota; Metazoa; Arthropoda; Insecta; Diptera; Culicidae
Product: glutathione S-transferase D7-like
Exons: 3
Coding region: 177-830 (217 amino acids)
Biological process (GO): glutathione metabolic process
Molecular function (GO): glutathione transferase activity
Source: RefSeq, a predicted model, not a curated record